AUGCGUUUAAAGAACCCAAAUCUUAGGACAGGUUACAUGAGUUUGUUACUCAGUCUGAUUGAGACUCUGCGCCAGUCCCCUAACGAGCUCCACAAGACUGAGAUAGACGAGGCAUUUGCUGCACUCAGAUCCAUGACUGAUGCUGGAUUUAAGGUUGAUUGGUUGGCGAAGAAACUUGUUGAGCUGUCGGAAAAGAAGCAGAAAGAGGAGGCUGGUGGAACUCGGAUAUCCAUGACUGAUGCUGGAUUUAAGGUUGAUUGGUUGGCGAAGAAACUUGUUGAGCUGUCGGAAAAGAAGCAGAAAGAGGAGGCUGGUGGAACUCGGAUGCAAGAAAUCAAAGACGAGCUGAAAAGUUUGAAACAGAAAUGCUUAGACCUGGAAGUUCAGCUGGAGGAUACGAAAACAGAGGUUUCAGCUGCAAAAGCUCCUCUAUCAUUCGCUGAUGUGUUUUAA
Molecule: messenger RNA, 453 nt
Organism: Camelina sativa (false flax)
Lineage: Eukaryota; Viridiplantae; Streptophyta; Magnoliopsida; Brassicales; Brassicaceae
Source: RefSeq, a predicted model, not a curated record